AUGGCCUUGGCAUCAAAACCGUCGCAUUUCGAUGUGCCGGUUGUAUUUGUGUUUCUGACGGUCAGUUCUCAACCAACGGAACCCGUUGUGGAGACUCGGGAUAGUGAAACUCAAACACCGAAGUCAGAAUCCGAACCGGCAGACGAGGAGGAUGAAGAAGAGGAGGACGAUGCGUUAGACGAGACGCCAGAAACAUCGGAUCUAGGACUAAUUGAAAGCUCCUUCGAAAACUACGACGGCGACAUCUUUGAGAUUUCCCCCAAAAAUACUUCUAACUACAUUGAGGAGGACACUAAGGAGGAAAGUGAUGGUGAAGUUGAUCAAGAGGUUACCCUUGAAAACUCGAGUAGACCUCAGCACAUAUAUCCUCCAUCGGAGUACUACAGGGAGUCUUCCAGGUCUGCUGAAUUGCCAGAGGGUAUCAGGGAGCCGAACUAUGACGCAGCACGACGCUAUGAUGCAGAAGAGGCAAGACAACCAGUUUAUGAGCCACCCAUAACUGCAGAAACGGCCUACACAGUAUCCUAUGGCAGUCAGCGUAAGGAAUUACCGCCUGUCGACGAUAACAGGUUGCUGUAUCAACCAGAAUUAGAUGCAAGUUACCGCCAGGAGGCAUCGCAAUCACGAAUACCGAUGUAUAAUGCAUAUGCAAGGCCACAGGAGACCACAACUAACUCCUAUGAGAGACGAAUGAGCCAAGUGGAUCAGUACUGGAGAGAAGAGGAGAGGCGAAAGCGGAUUUAUGAGAGCCAGAAUACCUACAGACAUCCUUUGGCUAAUGAACGGAUCGACGGUUGGGAUCAGGGUGACUGCACCUACGACUCCAUGGGACGUCCAGUGAACUGUCUAACCGGAGCUUCAAACAGCUAUAACACCAACGACGCCAUUUCAAUGAAAGUGCCUUCAUCGCCUCCAUUGCCACUUUCGCCAACAUCGAACGAGAGCUCUGCCAGCACGGAGGUCGAAGCAGAGAAAGCAGAAUCAGAGGCGGAGCGCAGCGCUUUCCUUCGCGCCAAUCGUGUGUAUUUGAGUGCUCCGCGUUGGCCAGUGCGUGAUAUGGAUCGCCUCGGCUCUUACCCGCGCCACCCCGCCUGUCGGCUGCAGCCAGAGUGGGGUGUGGGACCAGAGGAGCGCUCCGCCUGGUUUUAUUCACAACCAGAUGGUCGAUGUCUCUGGUUCUCCUACAAUGGUCACGGCGGCAAUGCAAAUAGGUUUUACUCGAGGGCUAACUGCGAGUCUCUGUGUGUCUUUGAUCAGUUCGAUUUGUGCCAGAACGCCAGAUGUGGUUAUCCGGGCAGCCACUGUAUGUUGAGAGGCGAUGAACGCUGCAAGGCCCACGCGAAGAGUCGUGGCAGAGAAUUUGACACUGAAUGUCCGCCCGACCAGCCAGUGUGUCGAGCUCGUCGUGCCAUCAUACCUCCGGAAUACAACACGGAGCUGAUUCCGUACGAGUGUACAGAGCAUGUGGAUACGGGUGGGUGUUUAUUGAAGAAUCCGCAAAUCCGCUAUCACUACGAUGUCGGCUCGAACACCUGUCGUGCCUUCUACUUCCACGGCUGCGGUGGCAACAACAACCGCUUUGAGAGCAUGCAGGAAUGCAUGAACCACUGUGCUCUUUGA
Molecule: messenger RNA, 1620 nt
Organism: Echinococcus granulosus
Lineage: Eukaryota; Metazoa; Platyhelminthes; Cestoda; Cyclophyllidea; Taeniidae
Product: serine-type protease inhibitor
Exons: 7
Coding region: 1-1620 (539 amino acids)
Molecular function (GO): serine-type endopeptidase inhibitor activity
Source: RefSeq, a predicted model, not a curated record